GUCAGACCCCAACAAAGAAAAAAUCUCACUGAACUAUAAUUGGCAACACCUCAGAGCGUGGUUAGCUAGUUAGUAGUCCUGCGUGGUUUAUAUUUGUUCCUGUUACACAGCGACAAGAAUGCCAACACUGUCACUGUGUUCAGCAUACAACUGCAAAAACCGCAGCCCCAAAGCUGGUGUGGGAUUUUUUAGAUUCCCCAAAAAUGAUCCUGAAAGACGCAAACAAUGGAUUAUUAAUAUGAAGUGUAAAGGGUGGAAUCCGCAACAAAACCACCGUGUGUGCUCCAUUCACUUUGAAGACAAGUAUAUUUGCGGGAGGGACAUACGUCAACGCCUCACGCCAGACGCAGUCCCGACUAUAUUCGACUAUCCAAAAAACUUUCAAAAUAAGAGUAUUACCUGGGCAGUCAAAGAUGUUUCCCCGAAGGUGGCAUGUGAGAACAUGGAGUUCGAACUUCUACCCCUCAAACACAUAAUAGAGAUCAAAGAAGCAUGGGAGUGGCUGGUUAUAGACAUCAGAGGGCCGCUACCCUUGACAUUAAACGGACACCAGUACGUUCUGACCUUGACAGACUUCUACUCCAAAUGGGUGGAGGCCUUCCCCCUGAGAGGUUGUAGCUCUACUGAGGUAGCACAGCAUGUAGCUGAAGUCAUCUCUCACUUUGGCUUCCCUUUUGGAAUCCUUGUUCGACUGAAGAAGAACUUUACCAGUAAGAUCAACGUUGCUUUGAAGAGUCGUCUGAAGCUGAGUGGGUUCUCUCUCUUAUACCGCCAUCGGCAAGUUGGAUCACUGGAUCUGACCACACAGACCCUGAUCAGCAGGAUGGUGUCUGAUCUUGUGAAUGACCAUCCAUACAACUGGGAUGUCUGCCUCCCUGCAAAGGUGUUCAGCCUGUGUUUCAAGGAGCACCCCAAGACCAAGCAGAGACCUUUCUCUCUGCUGUGCUGCAAAGGACCACAGCCGGUCACCACCCCCAGGGAUCUGUCUUUCAGUCCUGCAGAGCUCAGAGAGAGUUCCUUUGCAAUCCAGUCAAAUCAAGAGGGUGGGCAUGACACUGAUCCGCAAGGCAUGGUUGGCAUUGAAUCUGGGAAGGAAACGGCUGGAAAGAGCACAGUUACAAGGGUCUCCUUUUUUAGGAGCAACACCAUCAGUAACACUGACUGUAACACCAUCAGUAACACUGACUGUAACACCAUCAGUAACACUGACUGUAACACCAUCAGUAACACUGACUGUAACACCAUCAGUAACACUGACUGUAACACCAUCAGUAACACUGACUGUAACACCAUCAGUAACACUGACUGUAACACCAUCAGUAACACUGACUGUAACACCAUCAGUAACACUGACUGUAACACCAUCAGUAACACUGACUGUAACACCAUCAGUAACACUGACUGUAACACCAUCAGUAACACUGACUGUAGCACCAUCAGUAACACUGACUGUAGCACCAUCAGUAACACUGACUGUAGCACCAUCAGUAACACUGACUGUAGCACCAUCAGUAACACUGACUGUAGCACCAUCAGUAACCCCAUCAGUAACACGGACGGUAACCCCAACAGUGAACCAUCCUCUGAAGAUCAGCAUGCCAUGGAAACCUGAAUAAUUUAUUGGAUGAGUGCUCUAUCAGUCAUGCUGCCAUAUUUUUGGGGAGUAGGUUAUUUUGGUUUUCUAAGGUGUGAUCAUUUUGUUGAAUAACACUUUGGUUCAAUGUUUGGCUGGUGUACUGUUUCAAGAUUGUUAACAAAUUGCUUUAUUUUGAAAUCAAAUUGUAUUUGUCAAGUGCUGAAUUCAACAGCUGUAGGGUGUACUGCGAAAUGCUUACUUACGAGCCCUUAACCAACAAUGCAGUUAAAAAGUAAGAAAAUAAGAAAGGAAACGGUAAUAAUAAAAUAACAACAACCAGGCUCUAUACAAGGUGUAACAGUACCGAGUCAAUGUGUAGGGUACGAGGUAGUUGAGGUAAAAAUGACUAGGCAAUAAGGGUAGCUCAUAAACAGUAGCAGCAGUGUGUGUGUUUGAGUGUCAGUGUAGUAUGUGUCAAUGUGUGGGAAGAGUCCAGUGAGUGCAUAGAGCCAGUGUGGUUGAGUGUCAGUGUAGUAUGUGUCAAUGUGUGGGAAGAGUCCAGUGAGUGCAUAGAGCCAGUGCAAACAAAUGGGGGUCAAUGUAAAUAGUCUGGUGACCAUUUGAUUAACUGUUCAGCAGUCUUAUGGUUUGGGGGUAGAAGCUGUUAAGGAGCUUUUUGGUCCCAGACUAGUCGCUCCGUUCACGCUUGCUGCGUAGUAGCAGAGAGAAGUCUGACUUGGGUGGCUGAAGUCUUUUGACCAUUUUUAAGGCCUUCCUCUUACACCGUCUGGUGUUGAGGUCCUGUAUACUUUUUAAAGAUCUGAGCACCCAUGCCAAGCCUCCUGAGGGGGGAGAGGCGUUAUCAUGCCAUCUUCACAACUGUGAGGUGUUUGGACUGUGAUAGGUCCUUAGUGAUGUGUACAUCGAAGAACUUGAAGCUCUUGACCUGCUCCACUUGAUGUGAAUGGGGGUGUGCUCAGCCCUCUGUUUCCUGUAGUCCACUAUCAUCUAAUUUUGUCUUGAGGGAGAGGUUGUCCUGGCACCACACUGCCAGGUCUCUGACCUUCCUGAAGGCUGUCUCAUCAUUGGUGAUCAGACCUUACUUGAUCUUGAUUACAAAGGACAUGAAGACAAAUGCAUUUCUAUCUAUUUUAAUCAUAUGUACCAUAUUAAGGGCUGUUGAGGCCAUACUAUAAUUCCAGUUGGGAGCAUGGGUGCUGCCAUGCUGGUGGGAGCACAGUCUCUGAUUUGUGUAAAUCCAUUUGAAUUUAAUAACUUUUUAACAGCAACCCUUUUUAUUUGAACAAAACCUUACAUUUGCAUACUGAACCAUAAUAUAAACGCAACAUACAACAAUUUCAAAGAUUUUACUGAGUUACAGUUAAUAUAAGGAAAUCUAUUUUAUUAUUUAGGCCCUAAUCUAUAGAUUUUACUUGACUGGGCAGGGGUGCAGCCAUGGGUCAGAAUGAGUUUUUACCCACAAAAGGCCUUUAUUACAGACAUACUGUUUACACGUGGUCUCAGUUGUAAAGUUGUAAGGCCGUUGGAAGCAGCUUAUGGUAGAGUAAUGUACAUUCAAUUAUGACCACUCUGGUGGACAUUCCUGCAGUCAAGCAUGCAAAUUGCACGCUCCCUCAACUUGAGACAUCUGUGGCAUUGUGUUGUAUGACAAAAUUGCAUACAAUUCUAGGAUCUUUUCAGCUCAUGAAAAAUGGUACCAACACUUUACAUGUUGCGUUUUAUAUUUUUGUUCAGUAUAUUUUAUAAUUUCGUGAAAGAAAAAAAUGAAAUGGGGUAUCUAGUGCAAGCAACUUGUGCUUGUCUUUGACUUUCAGUUUAUCCACCAGCUUCAAACAGCUGAAAAUGCUUUAUUUUUUAGUUUAUUGAGAAGCUAUUUAAUGGUACAAUUAUUCUGUCACAAAUGAAAAAAAUACAACUUAGUGUUUCACAAUCAUUCAAAUACUUCUGCAGCUAUAUUUAAAGGACAUUUUCUGAAUUACAAUUCAAAAAUAUUACAUAUAGCUGUGAUUACCUUUUAAUGUAAAUUAUUUAACAUGUAAACUUCGGGUCGACUUUGAUCUCCUUGGCAUUCAGGUCCAAAAAGUACCUUUCUUACUACUUAUUCCAUGAUCAAACAUGUAGGAAAGUUUUUGUUUAAAUCAAAAGGGAUGCUUUAAAAAAGUGAUCAAAUUCAAAUAGAUUUACCCACUUGCAAAUAUUUCUCCCAUGGCUCUCAUCAAAGACUGGAAUACGAACCACAGGGAAUUUAGUUAUUUGUUAAAUGCAAAGAUACUUGUAUGCUUUAUAGUGUAUUUAUUAUGGGUGUCUCUUGUUAUUGUGGAGCAUGCAGGUGAUUUGAGUUUUAACCAAAUGUACAAUUUAAGAAAUAUUCUCAAAACAAAGUUGUCACCACAAUUUGUGGACCUAUGAAGGCAAGUGCUGUGUGCCCCAUUUUGGCAUAUUGCACACACACUUCUUUUGGACAGCUGUUAGAUGAGGGGUUUUACUAGGAUGUAUACAGCUACUACCUGAAGUGACUUUUUCGUAGCAGGUUAGGAGAAUUGGGUUAGGGUUAGCUAAAAUGCUGUCCUAAACUGCUACGAAAAGUCACUUCGGUUCUAGCUGUACUCCAUAAAGUUUUUAUUUUUAUUUUACCGUUAUUUUACCAGGUAAGUUGACUGAGAACACGUUCUCAUUUGCAGCAACGACCUGGGGAAUAGUUACAGGGGAGAGGAGGGGGAUGAAUGAGCCAAUUGUAAACUGGGGAUUAUUAGGUGACCAUGAUGGUUUGAGGGCCAGAUUGGGAAUUUAGCCAGGACACCGGGGUUAACACCCCUACUCUUACGAUAAGUGCCAUGGGAUCUUUAAUGACCUCAGAGAGUCAGGACACCUGUUUAACGUCCCAUCCGAAAGACGGCACCCUACACAAAGUCACAACCGGCUGAGUGUUUUGUGAUUCUCGCAGUGCAGCAUGGGAUAACGGCGGUGUUAGUUCAAACCACUGAGUUAUAAUGAGAAGCGACCGAGAGAAAUAGUGAGUGAAGAAGAUAAAAAAUAUAUUUAUUUAAAACUAGCUUGAGGGGAGGGGGGGGUGGAAAAGAUAAGACAAAAGGUAGAAAAGAGGAAGAGAAUGGUAUUUCAAGGAGAAAGAUAGUGAAAUUCCACUUAAGAAAACAAAUGUUUUUGAUAGACAAAAUACAUCUAAGGCUUACAUUUACUGGGAUUGAUUUCCCAUCUGUAUUAUGCUUUAAUUUUCUUUUUAAACACUAAAAUAUAGACCAACAAUUUAAGCAACAUUGAAGAUUAUUACCAAAAUAAAUAUAUAACAUAACAGAAGGGCAAAGUAAACAAUAUACAAUGUACAAAAUAACACUGUGUAUAAUGUAAGUGUUUGAGGGGAAACAGAUGGUGAUGCAGCUAGAGUGUAGGUGGAAAGAGGGAUGAGUUGGUGGAUAAAUGGGAAGAGAACGUUAUGCAAUUAUUGACGAUUUGAAAUACAUUUCCAUUUUUUUCUAUUUAAUCAUUCUUUGUCCGAGGGAAGUUUAAAAACCCUGCAAAAAGCUACAAUAAACAAACCCAUGCCGUGGCCAACACAAUAGUUAAAACAUGCAUGGAAUUGUUGAGAGUACUAUAUUUUUGAGAGUACUUUAUAAAGGCAGUGCCUGUCUGCUUGUUAUUGAACUGCCCAUGUUUUAUUUAUUUAUGUAUUGCCUCUAACAGUCCUUUUGUAAGCUCGUUUUGUGUGGGGGAGUAGGUUUACGGAUGAAGCUGCUGUGGGUGCCGGUGUUGUCUGGAACAUCACUUGGGGAAACAAAUGGCACAAAGCACUGUCCAGGGCAGUUCAGGACUGGACCAGUCCACCACUACUGGUGCCACAGACAUUCGUUGCUACAGACAGCUGGCGCUUCGGUGAAUAGCUGCAUCUGUGCAUGAUUGGAAGUGGUCCAACCGGGGCUGUGCGUUUUUUAGUUUUGGCCUGCCUUGCUGUGUUUUGGAGGUAGAUGUUAUUCAUGCUCUUCUUGGUUGUACUGAGGGGCAGCAGGGCAGGUGUUUGCAGGCUGCAAAGGCUCUGGCUUGUGGGCAUGGGUGAGGGAGCUGAAUGCCCUGGAGGAGCACUGCCACGUCCUGAGUUUUCUGCCUGCUGUUGUGCUACUGCACUCAGGUGUUCUGGUUCACUUCAUACAGCUGCAGUGUGCUAUUGGUCACCACCCGCUGCCUGAUCUUCUUGUAGUCCCGCAGAAUGAGGAUCCACCUUGUCCGAGCCGCCUUCCCCUUCUUCUGAGGACUAGGGUAGAUGCCACACAUUUAAGUCAUUUAACAUUUAAGUCAUUUAGCAGACGCUCUUAUCCAGAGCGACUUACAAAUUGGUGCAUUCACCUUAUGACAUCCAUAACAGUCAGGUGAACACGGUCUCUAUCACAUGGCAGCGGUCAGGCCACUGGGCAGAUUAACCCCCGCUUUCCCGAGUGCAUCUCCUUGUGAUCUCCACUCCAGGGAUACAGGUAUUGUUUUUUUGUGUCCAGAAGCAAUCAAUCACCAGCCUGGGUUGGUGAGGGGCAGCAUAAACAAUCUGGUCCUUGUCACGCUGGCUCGGCUUAUUUCCACAAGGAUAUUAGAGUGACAGCUGGCUGGUUUGACUGAGUGGGGCCAGAAUAACUAUUUGGCUUUACCAGGUACUCCUCCAGCUUGUCAUUGUUGGCCAUUCCAGUGAUGCCAUCCUGAUCCACAGCCUGUAAUUACAUAAGUUUUAAGUGCUGUGAUAAAAUGUAAAUCAUGUCUUCAACCCGAUCAACACAACCCCUGAAAUGGUGAACUAGCAUUUCCAUCUACCGCACCAGCAACUUCUGUAGUGUGACCAGGGAUGGACUCAAGCAUCUCUGCUGUGAUGUCAUCAGAUACUAUCUCCGGGAUGUCAGAGAGCCACAGAGCACCAACAGUUCAUCCUCUGUUCCAUCCCUGAAGUCCUCAUCUUCUUCGAGUGAUGUGCUCUAGCAUCUUAUUGGCUGCCUCUGCAUGCAUAUUCUGGAGGGGCUGGCCGGUCUGGUUUUACAGGUACUGAAUAGCUAUGAGCUCUCCGGGAAGGAAAUGUAUAUUUAGAACAUUCAAAACUUUACAGAAGGCACAAAUCAUUUGUUCCACUGGCUGUCCUUUGAGGAGGUAGAGCUGGAAAUUGAGUUUAUUGGGCACUGGUUCCUAUACAUAAACUCUUUCAAUAUAAAUAUCCACAAAAAAACUCCUCAGUGUAAUUUAACAUUUUAAUAGACAAAACUGGGAUAAAUCUGUUCAGAUGAAGAUGGAAGGACUCCAGAGAUGUGGCGCUUCUGGCACACACAUCUUGACAUGAGGUAAAGUUGAGAAGAAGUGGGUCGACAGUAGACCGCUGUGAGCCUUUCUGGGUAGGUCUCUAAAAGCUUUCCACACUUGGAUUGUGCAACAUUUGCCUAUUUUAUUAUUUUCAAAAUUCUUCAAGCUCUCAAAUUGGUUUUUGAACAUUAAUAGACAACCAUUUUCAGGUCUUGCCCUAGAAUUUCAAGCAGACUUUUAAGUCAACUAACUUGGCCACUCACCGUCUUCUUGGUAAGCAACUCUAGUGUAGAUUUGGCCUUGUGUUUUAGGUUAUUGUCCUGCUGAAAGGUGAAUUCAUUUCCCAGUGUCUGGUGGAAAGUAGGCUGAACCAGGUCCUCUAGGAUUUUGCCUGUGCUUAGCUCCAUUCACUUUAUUUUUAACCUGACCCCCCCCCCCCCCCCCCCCCCCAAAGUCCUUAACGAUUACAAGCAUACCAAUAACAUGAUGCAGCCACCACUAUGCUUGAAAAUAUGGAGAAUGGUACUCAAUCAUUUCCCCCAAACAACAUAACAGUAUAUUCAGGACGAAAGGUUAAUUACUUUGCCAAUUUUUUGCAGUAUUACUUGAGUGCCUUGUUGCAAACAGGAUGUAUGUUUUGGAAUAUUUGUAUUCUAUACAGGCUUCCUUUUCACUGUCAUUUAGGAUAGAAUUGUGGAGUAACUAUGUUGUUGAGCCAUCUUCAGUUUUCUCCUAUCACAGCCAUUAAACUCUGUAACUGUUUUUUAAAAUCACCUUUGAUCUCAUAGUGAAAUUCCUGAGCGGUUCCCUUCCUCUCCGGCAACUGAGUUCGGAAGGACAUCUGUAUCUUUGUAGCAGUGGAGGCUGCUGAGGGGAGAAUGGCUCAUAACAAUGGCCAGAACGGAGCAAAUGGAAGGGUAUCAAACACUUGGAAACUUUGUUUGAUUCUGCUCCAGUCAUUACCACGAGCCCCUUCUCCCCCAAUUAAGGUGCCAGCAACAUCCUGUGCUUUGUAGUGACUGGGUGUAUUUUUACACUAUCCAAAGUGUAAUUAAUAAUUUCACUAUGCUCAAAGAGAUAUUCAAUGUCUGCUUUUAGUAUUUUUACCCAUCUACCUAUUUUUUUAUUUCACCUUUAACCAGGUAGGCCAGUUGAGAACAAGUUCUCAUUUACAACUGCGACCUGGCCAAGAUAAAGCAAAGCAGUGCGACACAAACAACAACACAGAGUUACAAAUGGAAUAAACAAACAUACAGUCAACACAAUAAAAGUCGAUAUACAGUGUGUGCAAAUGAGGUAAGAUUAGGGAGGUAAGGCAAUAAAUAGGCUCUAGUGGCGAAGUAAUUACAAUUUUGCAACUAAACACUGGAGUGACAGAUUUGCUGAAGAUGAAUGUGCAAGUAGAGAUACUGGGGUGCAAAGGAGCAAAACAUAAUAAUAAUAAUGAAUAACAAUAUGGGGAUGAGGUAGUUGGAUGGGCUAUUUACAGGUGCAAUGAUCUGUAAGCUGCUCUGACAGCUGAUGCUUAAAGUUAGUGAGGGAGAAAUGAGUCUCCAGCUUCAGUGAUUUUUGCAAUUCGUUCCCGUCAUGGCAGCAGAGAACUGGAAGGAAAGGCGACCAAAGGGGGAAUUGGCUUUGGGGGAGACCAGUGAAAUACACCUGCUGGAGCGUGUGUUACAGGUUGGUGCUGCUAUGUUGACCAGUGAGCUGAGAGAAGGCAGGCUUUACCUAGCAAAGACUUAUAGAUGACCUGGAGCCAGUUGGUUUGGCGACGAAUAUGAAGCGAAGGCCAGCCAACGAGAGCAUACAGGUCGCAGUGGUGAGUAGUAUAUGGGGCUUUGGUGACAAAACGGAUGGCACUGUGAUAGACUGCAUCCAAUUUGCUGAGUAGAGUGUUGGAGGCUAUUUUGUAGAUGACAUCGCCGAUGUCAAGGAUCGGUAGGAUAGUCAGUUUUAAUAGGGUAUGUUUGGCAGCAUGAGUAAAGGAUGCUUUGUUGUGAAAUAGGAAGCCGAUUCUAGAUUUAAUUUUGGAUUGGAGCUUUAUGUGAGUCUGGAAGGAGAGUUUAGUCUGACCAGACACCUAGAAUAUGUGGACAACUACAAAUACCUAAGUCCGAACCGUCCAGAGUAGUGAUGCUGGACGGGCGGGCAGGUGCGGGCAGCGAUCGGUUGCAGAGCAUGCAUUUAGUUUUACUUGCAUUUAAGAGCAGUUGGAGGCCACGGAAGGAGAGUUGUAUGGCAUUGAAGCUCGUCUGGAGGUCAGUUAACACAGUGUCCAAAGAAGAAGGGCCAGAAGUAUACAGAAUGGUGUCGUCUGCGUAGAGGUGGAUCAAAGAAUCACCAGCAGCAAGAGUGACAUCAUUGAUGUAUACAGAGAAAAGAGUAGGCCUGAGAAAUGAACCCUGUGGCACCCCCAGAGACUGCCAGAGGUCUGGACAACAGGCCCUCCGAUUUGACACACUGAACUCCGUCUGAGAAGUAGUUGGUGAACCAAGAGAGGCAGUCAUUUGAGAAACCAAGGCUGUUGAGUCUGCCGAUAAGAAUACGGUGAUUGACAGAGUCGAAAGCCUUGGCCAGGUCGACGAAUACGGCUGCACAGUAUUGUCUCAUCGAUGGUGGUUAUGAUAUCGUUUAGGACCUUGAGCGUGGCUGAGGUGCACCCGUGACCAGCUCGGAAACCAGAUUGCAUAGCGGAGAAGGUACGGUGGGAUUCGAAAUGGUUGGUGAUCUGUUUGUUAACUUGGCUUUCAAAGACCUUAGAAAGACAGGGUAGAAUAGAUAUAGGUCUGUAACAGUUUGGGUCUAGAUUGUCUCCCCAUUUGAAGAGGGGGAUGACCGUGGCAGCUUUCCAAUCUUUGGGAUCUCAGACGAUACGAAAGAGCUUGAACAGGCUAGUAAUAGGGGUUGCAACAAUUGUGGCGGAUAAUUUUAGAAAGAGGGUCCAGAUUGUCUAGCCCAGCUGAUUUGUAUGGGUCCAGAUUUUGCAGCUCUUUCAGAACAUCAGCUAUCUGGAUUUGGGUGAAGGAGAAAUGGGGGACCGGGGUAGGGGAAGCCAGGUGGAAAGCAUGGCCAGCCGUAGAAAAUGCUUAUUGAAAUUCUCAAUUAUUGUGGAUUUAUCGGUGGUGACAGUGUUUCCUAUCCUCAGUGCAGUGGGCAGCUGGGAGGAGGUGCUCUUAUUCUCCAGGGACUUUACAGUGUCCCAUAACUUUUUGGAGUUUGUGCUACAGGAUGAAAAUUUCUGUUUGAAAAAGCUAGCCUUUGCUUUCCUAACUGCCGGUGUAUAUAGGUUCCUAACUUCCCUGAAAAGUUGCAUAUCGCGGGGGCUUUUCGAUGCUAAUGUAGUACGCCACAUGAUGUUUUUGUGUUGGUCGAGGGCAGUCAGGGCUGGAGUGAACCAAGGGCUAUAUCUGUUCCUGGUUCUACAUUUUUGAGCUUAUUUAAGGAAAGGAAAGCACUUUUAAACGGAAUGAGGUCAAUAUCCUUCCAGGAUACCCGGACCAGGUCGAUUAGAAAGGCCUGCUCGCUGAAGUGUUUUAGAGAGCGUUUGACAGUGAUGAGGGGUGGUCGUUUGACCGCAGACCCAUUUCGGACACAGGCAAUGAGGCAGUGAUCGCUGAGAUCCUGGUUGAAGACAGCAGAGAUGUAUUUAGAGGGAAGGUUGGUCAGGAUGAUGUCUGAGGGUGCCCGUGUUUACGGAUUUGGGGUUGUACCUGGUAGGUUCAUUGAUAAUUUGUGUGAGAUUGAGGGCAUCUGGCUUAGAUUGUAGGAUGGCUGGGGUGUUAAGCAUGUCCCAGUUUAGGUCACCUAACAGUAUGAACUGAAGAUGGAUGCGGGGCAAUCAAUUCACACAUGGCUAUCCAGGGCACAGCUGGGGGCUGAGGGUGGUCUAUAACAAGUGGCAACGGUGAGAGACUUGUUUCUGGAAAGGUGGAUUUUUAAAAGUAGAAGCUCAAAUUGUUUGGGUACAGACCUGGAUAGCAUGACAGAACUCUGCAAGGCUAUCUCUGCAGUAGAUUGCAUCUCCGCCUUCUUUGGCAGUUCUAUCUUGUCGGAAAAUUUUAUAAUUAGGGAUUUUAUAAAUUUCUGGAUUUUUCGUGGCCUUCCUAAGCCAGGAUUCAGACACGUCUAGGACAUCCGGGUUGGCAGAGUGUGCUAAAGCAGUGAAUAAAACAAACUUAGUGAGGAGGCUUCUAUUGUUAACAUGCAUGAAACCCAGGCUUUUACGGUUGCAGAAGUCAACAAAUGAGAGCGCCUGGGGAACGGGAGUGGAGCGAGGUGCUGCAGGGCCUGGAUUAACCUCUACAUCAACAGAGGAGGAGUAGGAUAAGGGUACGGCUAAAGGCCAUAAGAACUGGUCGUCUAGUGCGUUCGGGAACAGAUUAAAAGGAGCAGGUUUCUGGGCACGGAAGAAUAGAUUCAAGGCAUAAUGUACAGACAAGGGUAUGGUAGGAUGUGAAUACAGUGGAGGUAAACCUAGGCAUUGAGUGACGAUGAGAAAGAUGUCUCUAGAAACACCAUUUAAACCAGGUGAGGUCACUGCAUGUGUGUGAGGUGGAACACAAGGGCUAGCUAAGGCAUAUUGCGCAGGGCUGGAGUCUCUACAGUGAAAUAAGACAAUCACUAACCAAAACCGCAAUGGACAAGGCAUAUUGACAUUAGUGAGAGGCAUGUGUAGCCGAGUGAUCAUAGGGUCCAGUGAGUAGCUAGGCAAGCUGGAGACACAGCGAUUCAGACAGCUUGCGGGCCGGGGAUAGCAAGCUAUCAGAAGGGCCUUAGGGGGACAUAGCCCCCUCGGACAGUUACGUCGGCAGACCAGUCGUGAUGAAAUGGCAUGGCUCCAUGUAGGCAGUAAAAGGAUCCAGGCCAAUUGGAAAAAUAGGUAUUGUAGCCCAAGAAAUUGGCUGAUGGACCGCUUCAGCUAGCCGGGAGGUGGGCCUAGCUCCAGGCUAACUGGUGCUUGCGUCGGGACAGAGAUGUCAGGAGUAGCCACUCGGAUAGCAGCUAACUAGCUGCGAUGAGCUGGUGUAAAGGUUAAAAGCUUGCGGUAGGAAUCCGGAGAUGUGGUAGAGGAAAAAAUAAAUACAAAAUCUCCGAUAUUCUCUAGACAGCUAGCGGGCCGCGGCUAGCAGGCUAGUAGAUGGGCCUUCAGGGGACGUCGUGACGGAGGAGCCUGUUGAAACCCCCUCGGGCGGAUUACGUCGGUAGACCAGUCGUGAUGGAUCAGCGGGGCUCCGUGUCGACAGUAAAAGGGGUCCAGGUCAAUUAGCAAAAUAGGUAUUGUAGCCCAAGGAGUGGUGGAUGGACCUCUUCAACUAGAUAGGGAGAUGGGCCUAGAAUGAGGCUAGCUUCAGGCUAACUGGUGCUUGCUUCGGGACAGAGACGUUAGCUGGGAGUAGCCACUCGGAUAGCAGCUAGCUAGCUGCGAUGAUCCAGGUGAAAAUGUUCAGAGCUUGCAGUAGGAAUCCGGAGAUGUGGUAGAGAAAAAGCAGUCCGAUAUGCUUUGGGUUGAAUCACGCUGUGCAGCCUGGCAGGAGUUGACCGCGCUGAGGUUAGCUGAAGCCAUUGCUAGCGGUCAAACUGACUACUAGCUAGUUAGCUGGCUAGCUUCUGUUGGGGGUUCCGUUUCUAAAGUAUAGAAAAUAGCAGAUCCAUACCACAUUGGGUGAGGAGGGUUGCAGGAGUGUAUGUUGAAAUUGAGGUUAAAAAUAUAUACGAGGAAAAAUAUAUAUACACGGGACAUGACAAAGACGUCUGACUGCUACGCCAUCUUGGAUUGGUGCCCUUCUUUGCGAGGUAUUGGAAAACCUCCCUGGUCUUUGUGGUUUAAUCUUUUUUUUUUUAAAUUCACUGCUCGACUGAGGGACCUUACAAUUAUCUGUAUUAUUUUGUGUGGGGUACAGAGAGGUAGUCAAUUCAAGAUUGAUAUUAAACACUAUUAUUGAACACAGA
Molecule: messenger RNA, 12829 nt
Organism: Salvelinus fontinalis (brook trout)
Lineage: Eukaryota; Metazoa; Chordata; Actinopteri; Salmoniformes; Salmonidae
Exons: 9
Coding region: 119-1612 (497 amino acids)
Biological process (GO): DNA integration
Molecular function (GO): sequence-specific DNA binding
Source: RefSeq, a predicted model, not a curated record